Gastrolobium bilobum is the source of this 758-nucleotide messenger RNA. Its product is annotated as large ribosomal subunit protein uL29-like. Gene Ontology annotation, cellular component: ribosome; cytosolic large ribosomal subunit. The transcript is spliced from 4 exons. Gene Ontology annotation, molecular function: mRNA binding; structural constituent of ribosome. NCBI's taxonomy places the organism in Eukaryota, Viridiplantae, Streptophyta, Magnoliopsida, Fabales, Fabaceae. The record is from RefSeq and is a predicted model, not a curated record. The coding region runs from base 78 to 449 and encodes 123 amino acids. Gene Ontology annotation, biological process: translation; maturation of LSU-rRNA from tricistronic rRNA transcript (SSU-rRNA, 5.8S rRNA, LSU-rRNA).
UUGGCCAUAAAACAGAGAAGUUAAUUAGGGUUUCACUUUCUGUCGACUUUUUUUCACAACUACUCAGGAGCUUCGCAAUGGCGAGGAUCAAGGUUUACGAGCUCAGGAACAAAACGAAAGCAGAGCUUCUGAACCAAUUGAAGGAUCUGAAAGCAGAACUUGCUCUCCUUCGCGUCGCUAAGGUCACUGGUGGAGCCCCAAACAAGCUCUCCAAGAUAAAAGUGGUUCGGCUUAACAUAGCGCAGGUGCUGACAGUGAUUUCCCAGAAACAAAAAGCAGCAUUGAGGGAAGCUUAUAAGAAGAAGAAAUACCUACCUUUGGAUCUGCGUCCCAAGAAGACCAGAGCUAUUAGAAGACGCCUUACCAAGUACCAGGAGUCAUUGAAGACAGAGCGUGAGAAGAAGAGGGAAAUGUACUUCCCAAUGAGAAAAUAUGCAGUUAAGGUGUAAUGUUGGGUCCAUGUUUGGAUGAUACUCUUGGCAUCACUUUCUAUUUGUUAUUUGAUAUAAUUUUUAAAUUUUUUAGGUAUUCUUAGGUUCUAUUUUUGUUUCCUUUCAAGUUUUACUAAUCAUCAUGAAUUCGUGAUUUAUAUAAUUUGCUUAAUUACUUCUUCCAAAUUAAAGACAACCUGAUAGAAGGGAAAGUCUCUUCUUUACGGAUGGUACAUUUUGAUGUCUGUAAGUGAAGCCAAAUGCACAAAUGAAGUUCUUAAUCUAAACGAUUAUGAACUAUUUGAUUCUGAAUGGUGUACUAUUGAA